AUGACCACUUUAGAUUCUGUAGCACCUGCUAUUACGUUAGCCGCCUUUCAAGGCAUUUCUUUUGCUAUUAACUAUAGUGUUUCCUAUGCUUUACUAGGCGAAUAUCAUAAAUACUUUAAGGAAGAAGAGGAUUCACGUUGGGAACAUCGAGAAUUUGGAAUUGACAUUUCUAUCCUACUACUAUGCAUGUAUCUUGCACAAAUUUUGGUCGCUUUUGUGACUGGAGCUAUCAUUUAUGCUACCAAUUCGCCCAUUACACCGAUGAUUAUGUCUAGUAUUUCAGCUUUAUGUUGUGCUAUUGCUGCUGCCUUUUUAGAUCGUGUACCUAUUAAUAAGUUCUAA
Molecule: messenger RNA, 342 nt
Organism: Trichoplax adhaerens
Lineage: Eukaryota; Metazoa; Placozoa; Uniplacotomia; Trichoplacea; Trichoplacidae
Exons: 2
Coding region: 1-342 (113 amino acids)
Cellular component (GO): membrane
Molecular function (GO): sucrose:proton symporter activity
Source: RefSeq, a predicted model, not a curated record